AUGUCCAAAAGAAAACUUAGUCAGAAAUAUAUUGCAGACAGCGAUGUAGAUGAAGAGGAACAGCAGCUAGCGGAUGAUCCCGAGGAGUCGUCUUUGAAAAAGAAAAAGUCGAGUAAAAGUACUGGGUCGAAAACGAAGAAAAGGGCUAUCGAUAACGAAGACGAUGAUCAAGACGAGACAGCCGACGGACAAGCUUUCUUCAAACUUUCAGAAAGAAAACGAGCCAGCGUUCGUAAAUGGAAGGAUAUAGCAAUGGUUGAUAUUAGGGAAUUUUAUGAUGGGAAACCCACAAGAAAAGGCAUCUCUUUAACAAUGGAUCAAUGGAAGAAGCUCAAAUCAUUUAUCGAUGACAUCGACAAUGAACUCAAGAAACUGUAA
Paraglomus occultum is the source of this 378-nucleotide messenger RNA. The record is from the annotation of a GenBank genome assembly. NCBI's taxonomy places the organism in Eukaryota, Fungi, Glomeromycota, Glomeromycetes, Paraglomerales, Paraglomeraceae.